This is a messenger RNA of Solanum tuberosum (potato), 5394 nucleotides long. RefSeq names its product pentatricopeptide repeat-containing protein At5g65560-like. Bases 175 to 2922 code for a protein of 915 amino acids. The transcript has 6 exons. Lineage: Eukaryota; Viridiplantae; Streptophyta; Magnoliopsida; Solanales; Solanaceae. The record is from RefSeq and is a predicted model, not a curated record. Gene Ontology annotation, molecular function: mRNA binding; protein binding.
UUUUGCAACUUCACCCCCUCUAAUGUCAGCGUACUAUCACCGAAGUCCGCCUCUGUCACUCAGCAAGAAAAAAGUAUUGCCACAGCAAAAUCGCCGCUCUGUUUACCUCCAUGAAUACCCAAACUUGAUCUCGUCUCUCUUCUUCUUCCUUCUUGGAAUCGAUUUUCCAAGACAAUGAUACAAUGGACGGCGUUGCCUACUCCAUUUCCAUUCCGUUCAGGUCAGUCGAUUUCUCUUUUCUUCUCCUUAAUCAAAUCUUUCCCAUUUUCAGUCGCUCCUUCUCCUUCUUCUUCUCCUUCGCCCAUUUUGUCACCAGAAGAAUCAGAACCCAUUUCCAUUGACCCCCUUUCUUCUCAGCUCCUCAAUCUCCUUUCACACCCAAAUUGGCAAAAACACCCUUCUCUCAAGAAUCUAAUUCCUUCACUUUCCCCUUCUCGUCUCUCUUCUUUCCUCUCACAGAACCCAAAUCUUAAUCCCCAUAUCGCGUUUUCCUUCUUUGAUUACCUCUCACGGCUUCCUUCUUUCAAACCCAGUGUUCAAUCUUAUGCACCCCUUUUGCGUAUUUUGAUUUCCAAUAAGCUUUUUCAGGUCGCGGAAAGAACGAGACUUUCUAUGAUUAAAUCAUGUGGAACAACUGAGGAUGUCGUUUUUGUGAUGGGUUUUGUGCGGGAGAUGAAUAAAUGUGAUGAUGGGUUUAGGUUUAAGCUUAAUGGGUGGGGUUAUAAUACAUUGUUGAUGGCGUUAUCGCGGUUUGUUAUGGUUGAUGAUAUGAAAUGUGUGUAUAAUGAGAUGUUGAAUGAUAUGAUUAAGCCUGAUGUUUAUACUUUUAAUACGAUGAUUAAUGGUUAUUGUAAAUUGGGUAAUGUAGUUGAGGCUGAGGUUUAUUUUAGUAAGAUUUUGCAAGCUGGUUUGAGGCCGGAUACACAUACGUACACGUCGUUUAUAUUGGGUCAUUGUAGGAGAAAAGAUGUAAAUAGUGCUUUUAAGGUUUUUAGGGAAAUGCAGAAUAAGGGUUGUCGAAGAAAUGUGGUAUCGUACAAUAAUUUGAUUCAUGGCUUGUGUGAAACGAGGAGGAUUGAUGAAGCGAUGAAGCUGUUUUUGGAAAUGGGAGAUGAUGGUUGUUCUCCUAAUGUCCGGACAUAUACGAUUCUCAUUGAUGCAUUGUGUCGAUUGGAUAGAAGGGUAGAAGCAUUGAGUUUGUUUGAUGAGAUGAGGGAGAAAGGUUGUGAGCCCAAUGUUCAUACUUACACUGUUCUCAUCGAUGGUUUGUGUAAAGACUCUAAGCUUGACAAAGCAAGAGAGUUACUAAAUGUUAUGUCGGAAAAGGGGCUAGUUCCGAGUGUGGUGACAUACAAUGCUUUGAUUGAUGGAUACUGUAAGAAAGGUUUGGUUGAUGUUGCAUUAAGUAUUUUAGACACAAUGGAAUCGAAUAGUUGUAUCCCAAAUGUACGUACAUACAAUGAAUUGAUUUCUGGCUUUUGUAGGGCGAAAAAGGUGCAUAAGGCAAUGUCACUACUUGAUAAGAUGCUUGAGCGCAAACUGUCUCCUAGUAAUGUCACUUUUAACUUGUUAGUUCAUGGACAGUGUAAAGAGGGUGAAAUAGAUAGUGCAUUUAGGUUGCUUAGAUUGAUGGAGGAGAAUGGUUUAGCUCCUGAUGAGUGGACUUAUGGUACUCUAGUUGAUGGCUUAUGUGAAAGAGGUAGAGUUGAAGAAGCUAACACCAUUUUUAGUUCUCUGAAAGAGAAGGGUAUAAAGGUUAAUGUUGCAAUGUACACUGCUCUAAUUGAUGGACAUUGCAAAACUGAAAAAUUUGAUUUUGCCUUCACAUUGUUUAAGAAGAUGAUCGAGGAAGGUUGCUCCCCAAACACAUGUACUUAUAAUGUGCUGAUUAACGGGUUGUGUAAACAGGGUAAGCAGCUAGAAGCAGCACAAUUACUUGAAAGCAUGCCAGAAAGUGGUGUAGAACCCACAAUUGAAUCCUACAGUAUCUUGAUUGAGCAACUACUAAAAGAAUGUGCCUUUGACCAUGCUGACAAAGUUUUUAGUUUAAUGAUAUCUAGGGGACACAAGCCGGAUGUCUGCAUUUACACUUCAUUUCUAGUUGCAUAUCACAAUGAAGGGAAAUUGAAAGAAGCGGAAGAUGUGAUGGCUAAGAUGGCAGAGGCAGGAAUUAGGCCAGAUUUGAUGACCUAUACAGUAAUGAUUGAUGGUUAUGGUCGUGCAGGAUUAUUAAAUCGAGCCUUUGAUAUGCUAAAAUGUAUGUUUGAUUCUGGAUAUGAACCUUCUCAUUACACCUAUUCUGUUUUGAUUAAACAUUUGUCCCAAGGAGGACUUGAUCUCAAAAUAGAGGCCAGUUCCAUUAAUAUUGCUGAUGUGUGGAAAGUAGUGAAAUAUGAAACUUUGCUUAAACUCUUUGAUAAAAUGGAGGAACACGGAUGUCCUCCUAAUACAAACGUUUUUAGUUCGCUUGUUAUUGGUCUCUGUAGAGAAGGACGUCUUGAGGAGGCUUCGAGGUUACUUGAUCAUAUGCAGAGUUGCGGAAUGUCUUCUUCUGAAGAUAUGUACACCUCAAUGGUAAAUUGUUGUUGCAAGUUGAGAAUGUAUGAGGAUGCAACAAGAUUUCUUGACACUAUGCUUACACAAGGUUUUUUACCACGCUUAGAGUCGUACAAGCUCCUUAUAUGUGGGUUGUAUGAUGAUGGAAAUAAUGAUAAAGCUAAGGCAGCCUUCUUUCGACUUCUUGAUUGUGGGUACAAUAAUGAUGAAGUAGCUUGGAAACUUCUAAUUGAUGGCUUACUUAAGAGGGGACUUGCAGAUAGAUGUUCUGAGUUGUUGGAUAUUAUGGAGAAAAAUGGUUCUCGACUUAGUUCCCAGACAUAUACAUUUCUGCUAGAGGGACUUGAUAGAACAGACAACAAAUGAAGUAUGAAGUUCCAGCUAUUUGUGAUUCUAUUCCAAAUGUUUGUUCAGUCAAGCAUGUCCACAACUAGAUCUUCACGUGCACCUUAGUACCCUGUGGCCCGAAUAAUGAUUUCUCAUUUCCAUUCUUGUGGGCUGUUCUUUUUAAGGGGAAUUUGCCUUCCAUGAGAUCAGUUUGGAGUCCCCAUAUGGUAUAUGCAGCUACGUCUGACAGGUAUGUUGAUCCAUGUGAUUAAUAUAUUGCCUUUCUCCAUAAAUCAAUUUGCAAGGAACCAGUAGAGACAAAAGGUUGGUGUCUUAUCGUUUAUCAUUUGAUGAUGUUAUAUUCUACAUUGUUUUCGAUGUAUUUGGUUUGGACUGUGGCGUGUGGUUAAUACUCUGCUUCAAAAGUUAAGAAAGCAAGGGAAUGGAAGAGACAAGUAGAGAAAAUCAAAACAUGUCUCUUGCCUAGUUUGGUCGUAAUAUAUGCGGUGGUGGGAAGUUUUAGAAGAGACCACAGGGAGGAGAUAACAUUACUCUGGAUAAGCGAGAGAAGAAAAUCAUUUUCUUUUCACUCUUUCUUAUUUUUCUCUUCAUUUCCCUUUAUAAUUUCUCUCCUUUCCCUUGGUGUUUUUUUUAUAUUCCAAAAAUAAAAGAAGCAAUUAGACUAGAGAUAUUUUCUUCUCCUUAUCCAUCCUCACAUGUUCUUCAUCUAUGCAGGGAGUGCCAGCACUUGAUGUGCCAGAAUUGUUGGCAUAUUAGUUAGGCAGUCGUGCCCAUUUCUGGAUCAAUUUGGAAUAAGAAAAGGAACAUUUUCAUCUUGUGUGAAUUCUGCAGUAGGACUGUUACUUACAGGCUUUCAACCAGUAAAAUGGGAUAGUUUCUCCGUCAUUUAUCCUUGACAUGUCCAGCAUGAAGCAUUUACAUGAUAUACUGUGAGUAAUAGACAGAUGUUAGUUGGAUGUCAUAAUUUAACAAUCAAGCUUGAUGUGUCGAUGGACACUAUAAGUUAUCUUCUCUGGCUCUUAAAUUUAUUUAUCAGAAAAGAUUGUGGAUGUCUGUGCAGCAAGGGUCGAAGCAAACUUUUACUACACCACUUACCCGGAGGAGGGUCCUCAUGGUUGAAGGUGAAAUUAUGAAUGAUGAUCUGGAUAUAAGAACCAUGGUCAUUGUUAUGAAGGUGGAUUUUGAGGAGAUUCUACCAAGCAGAAUCUAUCAGAUGAUAGAAGGCAUGUAGUCACAACGGCUAGCCUUCCUUCGAUAACAGGAACUGCUGUAAAUCUUCUAUUCCGAGCAGCUCACUUAGCCAGAUCAGAAAAGCAGAAUGCUAUGUUGCUGGUUCCAUGGCUAUGUAAAUCUGACCAAGAGCUAAUUUUUCCUAACCAUCUUUCAUUAAGUUCUUCUGAAGAUCAGGACCUUUAUAUAUGCAAUUGGCUUGAGGAGCGAAUUGGUUUCAAGGCUGACUUCAGGAUUUCAUUUUACCCUGGAAAGUUCUCCAAAGAAAGGCGGAGUAUAAUACCAGCUGGAGAUACUUCUCAGUUUAUCCCGUCAAGGGAUGCCGAUGUUGCAAAAUUUUAGAGGAGCCAGAACAUCUCAGUUGGUACCACCCAGCAAAUGUUAGAGUGAUAAAUUUAAAUCAUCUUGUUGGCGUUGUCCACACAAACUAUUUGGAAUAUAUCAAGAGGGAAAUGAAUGGGGAUCUUCAAGCUUUUUUUGUGAAACACACUAACAAUUGGGUAACGAGACCAUACCAAGACAAGGUAUCCAGGAUUUACCCAAGUCUUUGGUCUGCAAUGUUCACGGUGUCAGUCCAAAGUUUCUGAAAAAGGAGAAAAAGUGGCAGCAGAUAGACAAAGCGACCAGCAAGUUUUCUCUAAAUGAGCAUCUUUCUUAAGGCAAAAUGGUCUGGGCGAAUACACUGGGAGUUGAUAGAUCUCUUAAGCAAAGCACAAGAAUGACCUUAAUGGCUUUAAUUUGGAGGUAUAUGGCAAUGGGGAAGAUGCUCAUGAGGUGCAGAGUACAGCAAAGAGGUUAAAUCUUGAUGUCAGCAUCAUGAAAGUAGAGACGAUACAUAUGAUUCUCUUCAUUGUGCUGCGCUUUGCACUACCAUGGCUGAGCUCUUGCAAAUGGGGAAAUUUGGACCACUGUCGGAUGAAUUUUUCCAGGUAUUCCCAAACCUGCUAGACUUACACGAUGCCUGAAGACUUUGUAGCAAAAUUUGAAGAGAUAAUGUCUGGUAGCCUCAAACGAUACAAGCUUUCAUGAGAAGCUGCUACACAGAUGUUCAUGGAAUAUUCUGACCUCGAUAAGGUUUUGACUGGUGAAACCAGACUGGACAGGAGACGUCGGAAGGGCCCUGGAUUAAUCUUGUAAUGCUAGGCUGGUAACACUACAAAUAUAAGAAGACAGCUCAUGUGUGCUGGCUAAUUAUGCUGAAUGUCUUGUUUAAUUGUUCUAUUAUCAAACUUUUCUCAAGGUUAUAAUAAACUUUUACAA